Messenger RNA from Ahaetulla prasina, 824 nucleotides. Its product is annotated as lysine-specific demethylase 5B-like. The coding region runs from base 384 to 809 and encodes 141 amino acids. Gene Ontology annotation, molecular function: DNA binding. The transcript is spliced from 3 exons. The record is from RefSeq and is a predicted model, not a curated record. Lineage: Eukaryota; Metazoa; Chordata; Lepidosauria; Squamata; Colubridae.
CGGGGGAAGAGACCUUCUGCAAGUGGGAGCCUAGUACAGCCCCAUUUUCUGUGAACUACUUUGGAAGAGUUUUACAGCCUGUAUCCCGACCCACAAACAAAGGGGUGAGAAGGAGAAGGAGGGCUUGGCACCCCAUGUGGUGAGAACGAACGCCAGCCCCUAAGAAAAAGCAGCUGUGUGUUUGUGCGUGUGUGAUAGUGGUGGUGGAGGGGCACUUUUCAUAGAGCGUCCUCAUCCGCGGACUCUUUUUCCUCCUCCCUCCCUUUUGCGCGGAGGCACAUCGUCCAUUCUAGAGGUGUUCAGCGACGCUUUGGCUGUUGGGGGAUUGUUCGGAACGGUUGCUGGAGUCGGAGGUGCCCGUCCUGCCGGCCAUCUAGCUGGCCAUGGCCGAGUUCCUGCCGCCGCCAGAAUGCCCUGUUUUCGAGCCCACCUGGGAAGAAUUCGCGGACCCUUUCGGCUUUAUCCACAAGAUCCGGCCCAUCGCCGAGCGGACCGGGAUCUGCAAGGUGCGGCCACCACCGGACUGGCAGCCUCCAUUUGCAUGUGAUGUUGAUAAACUUCAUUUUACUCCAAGAAUCCAAAGGCUGAACGAAUUAGAGGCUCAGACUAGGGUGAAACUGAAUUUUCUGGACCAGAUAGCAAAGUUCUGGGAACUCCAGGGAUGCGCAUUGAAAAUUCCACAUGUAGAAAGAAAAAUUCUAGAUUUGUUCCAGCUUAACAGGGUAAGUUACACUUUUUGUCAAAAUUUAGAAAUAGUUUUUAAAGCCACUGAAAGGAUGCAUUUUCUAGAAAUAAAAUUCAGAUUAUAAUGUCAACCUUGGGGU